Caenorhabditis briggsae is the source of this 1137-nucleotide messenger RNA. The record is from RefSeq and is a predicted model, not a curated record. Gene Ontology annotation, molecular function: protein binding. The transcript is spliced from 3 exons. Bases 1 to 1137 code for a protein of 378 amino acids. NCBI's taxonomy places the organism in Eukaryota, Metazoa, Nematoda, Chromadorea, Rhabditida, Rhabditidae.
AUGACCGAUUUGCGGGAAGAACUUGGGAAAUGUCUGCAAACUUAUAUGAUUUGUAUGUUCCUGGAAAUCCUAUGUAUGGAUAUUCACAAAUUGUUGAAGAAGUUGUUUGAAAGACCUCCAAAGAUGAUAAUUCCGAUUUUUGAACUACCCUGGCUGGCUCGGAAACAUAUUAUCUCAAAGUUGCCGAUUGAAGAAAUAAUUCACUUCUCGUUCAUUUCUGAAGACUGCAAGGAGUUGGUUCGCGAUCUAAACCUCAAACCAGACAAAAUUCGUAUAAAAAUCGGCUCUUCUGAUGCGACGUCUUCUAUUGAGUACUACGAGGAAAAGCUUCUGAUGCUUAGAUUUGGAACUCGAUACAAGAGAUUUCAAUUUCAAAAAUCCUUAGUUCCCUCCUCGAUUCUUUUUGAUACGGAUGAGCAAUUGGCUGAAAGAAUCGAUCGAUCGGAUAUGAGUUUAAGAGAUUGGAUCAUUCAUUUCAUGGAUAUUCUGAAGUGUGAAAAUCUGGAAGUGACAUUUUCCCAAUUAUCACCAUUAAUCAAUUUUGAGUAUAUCAAGAAGACAUUUAAAGGGUUGGCUGUGGAUACUCUGAAAAUUGAUAAUUGCUCUUAUGAAUAUUACAAAUUGGCGGUUCAGGAGUUUCAGACCAUCAAAAAUCUGCACAUCUUCCGAACGCGUGUCAAUCGAAUCAUUGAAGCACCAAUCCAGAAUCUUCUCUCCAAAAAACUUGAAUAUCUAUGUUUAACAGAUUCCACUAAAGUUUCCGCAUUCCAAAUUGCCACCAGCAAAGUAUUGAAUCUUCAUUAUAAAAUGUUUGUGAAGCCGGAAGAAAUGAAGGGAUUCUUCUGGAAAUAUUGGAGGAAUGGAAGCAAUCCAGAUCUAGAAUCCUUAUGUUUUAAUUGCUUCAUAAUUGGCCAACGGUCUCCUAUAAUUUUUAUGGAGAAGCUUCUAGAAGGGAUUGAGUUCUCGAGGGCUUCAGAAGGUUUGGAGAGGAAAUUCGAGAGAAGAAAAAUUGAGGGAUAUCUGGAGAAGGCGUUCAGGGGAGGAUUCGAUAUGAAGAGAAAGGAUGGAAAACGGGCGACACUUUUCUACGAGAGAAUAUUUGAAAUGUUCAAGAUCUGUUUUGUGAUUUGGCCUUGA